GUCAAAAUCAAUGCGCGCAGAAACGUGAGACGUGACUCGCAGAGCUCCGGGAAUUCGGCUUCUGACGACCAUUUUGAAUUAUUUGGCAGUGGGGGUUCAGACCUUUCUGAAGACGAAAAUUUAUUUGACGACAGGCAACAGUCAUACACUUAUGCAUCGGGGAGCAGCGUGAGCUUGGAGACAGGUAACUACAGGGAAACCAUGGCGCGGGUAGAGGCGGCGCCGUUGCUGGGCUCGGCCCAGCCGCCAUAUAAGAGUAUCACACACAGUCCGGACCCGACAAACACACUUUACGAGUAUAAGAAGAAAAUAGAUAAUUCAAUCAAUGUUGAAUCGAAAAAACAAAGUUCUUUAGUUACAAUUUUUUCAGUAUGGAACACAGUGAUGGGCUCUUCCCUGCUAACCAUGGCUUGGGGAGUGGAGCGUGCUGGUCUGCCAGCAGCGCUGGUGCUGGUCGCGUUGAUGGCGGCCUUGUGUCUAUACACCGCGUAUGUUCUGCUUCGAGUCAACAAGCAUCAUGGUACAGUGACCUGUGAGGUCCCAGCUCUAUGCCUGUCCCUCCUCGGGCCCUGGGCGGCGCGCGUGGCACAUGGAUUCAGUCUCCUAGUCCUCCUGGGCGCCAACGUAGUGUACUGGAUCCUGAUCACCAACUUCCUCUAUUUCACUGUUAACUAUUUAGCGGACCUCUCCAGUCCAAACGCGACCUAUCCAACAGCGCUGCUCUGCCCAAAGCAAGGUGGCGUCAACGGCUCCCUGUUAAUACCCGAGCCCCACGACUCCAGUUACUGGGGGCUCCACACCACGGUGCCUUUUUACGUGGCACUACUCGUUUUCCCACUGCUCAAUUUUAGCAACGUGUCUUUCUUCACCAAGUUUAAUUCACUGGGAACUCUUUCUGUGGUCUAUCUGCUGAUCUUCGUGAUAGUAAAAGGCUGGGGUUGGGGCAUCAACGUAGCCCCGACGCCCGGGGAGCUCCCCGCCAGCACGGACGCGGCUGUCUUGAGUGGCAUGCUGGCGCUGUCGUUCUAUAUCCACAAUAUCAUCAUCACUAUUAUGAGUAAUAAUGAACGGCAGGAAAAAAACGGCAGAGAUUUGACGAUAGCAUUUGUGCUAGUAACCAUGACGUACCUCUUAGUGGGCGCAGUAUUUUACAUAUGCUUCCCUCUUGCCAAGUCCUGCAUUGAAGAUAAUAUACUAAAUAACUUCGAAAUGCACGAUACAAUGACUGCAGUGGCGCGGGCGCUGCUGCUAUUUCAAGUAAUAACCGUGUACCCACUCGUCGCCUUCAUGCUUAGAUCCGAAGCGCUCCUUCUUCUACCAAUCAGUAACAUAAAUAAAUCACGCACCAGAUACACUGUUGCCAUUAAUGUGGUAAUUGUAUCAAUGUGCGUCGCUGUCGCCUGCCUGUGUCCUAACAUAGGGACGAUUAUUAGAUACACGGGAGCCAUAAGCGGCCUGGUGCACGUGUUCGCGCUCCCCGCCGUCCUGCGCGUCCGCUCGCUGCAGCUGCGCGGCGAGCUGACGCGCGGGAAGCUGCUGCUGUACUGCCUUAUUGUCGUGUUUGGAGUCGUCAAUUUGGUCAUGCAGUUUUUUAUUAAGGAGUGAUAUUCAAUAUAGCCGUGCGUGGCAGCUGUUGGCGCAGUUAGUUGACCGAAGCGUUCGCGAAACCGAGCACAUUGUUUUCAUAUGUCCAGAUAUUCUCCUCUACAGGUCGCAAUUCUCAACCGAUUCUCGUGAAAUUUUGUGACCAGUUUCUAUAAUGAAAUAGGUUUUUUUUGUCAAUUCAGUUUUUGGAAUAUUUUCAAAAGCGUAAUUUGGCAUAAAGGACUUAAGCACCAAUAGGGUAUAUGACGCUUAAGAAGAUUGUGAGUUCACUGUGAUAAUAGUCAUUCCCACGUAAUCCCACGAACUAAGUAUUUUUCACUUUAACAUUUUCUAAGCUUAUCCACUAGUUAGUUUUGCUGGGAAUUUUCCGCAAAUCGAAAACCACUGUGCCUAUUUUUCAUGACAAAUGAGGUAACGGUAUAUUUGUACCUUCACCUUGUAUUGUGCAAUAAAUAUUAAAUAAAUAAAUAACGGUACUCUAGCCACCCCAGCUCCUUCAGGAAACCUAGGAAUGUCUUCAGGUUGCUAACUGCCUAAUUUGGUGUGCACGGAGUCCCUAGGUAUCUGAUUUGUUAUCGCAGUACAGUCGCUAUCGGAUAUAUUGGAGCGGUCAAGUUGGUCAAAAAUAUCUGAACAUGCAGUGUUUGUGUAGGUAUGUUUGUAUUUAUGUAGUUCAUAAGUAAUUAGUUUGCUAUUCUUUUUAAUUCUUUGAUUUUGUUUUCUCUCUCUGCACCAAUUGUAGGUAUCUCUGUUUGGCCCUAUGGUUGACUGGUAGAGAAUGCCUUUUGGCACUGAAACCGUCAUUUGUACAUUGUUGUAUAUAUUUCGUGCAAUAAAGUUUCAAUAAUGAAAGAAUAUGGAUAAAAAACUUAGAAAAUAUUCCAUCUAGUCAUAUUCUUUAAAAUAAAGGUCGUGUUUUGUGUUGAUAAAAUAAAACCUCCAUUAAACAUA
Cydia pomonella (codling moth) is the source of this 2556-nucleotide messenger RNA. RefSeq names its product sodium-coupled neutral amino acid transporter 9 homolog. Gene Ontology annotation, biological process: amino acid transmembrane transport. The coding region runs from base 202 to 1605 and encodes 467 amino acids. Gene Ontology annotation, molecular function: amino acid transmembrane transporter activity. The record is from RefSeq and is a predicted model, not a curated record. NCBI's taxonomy places the organism in Eukaryota, Metazoa, Arthropoda, Insecta, Lepidoptera, Tortricidae. The transcript is spliced from 12 exons.